CAUUUCAGUUGGGCACUGGUGAAGAGUUGCUUUUUAAAAGCUGUUCAGUUCAAUACCUGGGACCAGACUUGCGACAUUUUUCAUCAUCAGUAAGAGCUUCGUUUUGGAUGUGGUCGCUUUAAUGCACUGCCAAGCAGGAUGGCGCAUAGUGAGUGCAAGAAUAAUGCGGACUAAACCGAGAUUUACUCUUUCGGAUGUUUUCGGCUCAUUCCGCUAUUUUCCGUCCAGAUUUCGCUAGUUCUCACGCAGUCCUGCCGCUCUGUGCUGUGCUGGAAAAUGGCAGUUCGGCAAGUUGGAAAGAUUUGUGCGGAAUGAAAAGGAAAAAGAAAACAGCGCUGUAGUGUAAAGAGGGAGCGGACGGGAGUUAAAAACGCGAGUGCGCACUUGGUUCGACAGAAAAUCAACAAAGCCUUCGCCACGACGCGAUACUGUCAUCAACUCAUCAUGUUACACUGGGAGGAACGCGUUCUGAAGUGGAAUGUUGAGUGACCUGCUACCAGACGACACCAGCUAAUUUGCCAAAAGGAAUCGGGAUUUGAACUUAAUACUUCAUUAAUUUCCCUGUGCCUGAACGAGCAUGCUGCCGACUCAUUCUCUCUGCUCCAUCAUUUGGCUGAACCGUGGGUUCAAGUUAAGAAAAAUUCCCUGUUUGGUUAACACCGGUCAGGUCUAAGCUGCAACGCUAAGCUUCCAACGGCACAGGCCCACUCUGUUGGACAUGCUUUUAAGCUCCAGUCAAUAGCCUUAGCCUUAAACAAAACGUCCCUCUGUCCGACAUCACCCACGCCCUCCCAAAGUUUCAUCCCAAGUCCAAGGUUCUUCUGCCUGGGGUGAUUUUUUUAUACUCUGAGAAAAUGGCUACCGAUGGCUUCCAGUACAGAUCUCUGUACGCCUAUUGUAAGGACCGGGAGAAUGAUAUUGACCUUGAACCUGGUGAUAUUCUGACCGUGGAGAAGGCGUCUCUACUGUCAAUGGGCGUCAAAGAGGGUGACGAGCAGCACCCGGAAUGCAUUGGCUGGAUUUUAGGUUUUAAUGAGCGAACCAAACAGAGGGGAGACUUUCCAGCGACGUACGUGCAGUAUGUUGGAACUGUGAAAAUGUCAGUGUCAUCCUGCCAGCCUCGUUCUCAGAGACCACUUCCUGCUGUUCCCAGACCUGAGCCAACAGCCUCAGCACCGGCCCCGGACCUGACCAAACAGUUCACACAGUCGGAAAGCGUUCCCCCUGAUCUUGUUAAGUUGGUUGAAGCAAUUGAGCGGACAGGUCUGGACUCUAGGAUACUGUACAGGACGUCCAGUCCCUCAGCCACUGAUAGUCAGAGCGUUGCUGAGCCGCAGGAGCUGGACGUGGGACAGUGGGACGUUCACACACUCUCGGAAGCUCUCAUUCGGUACCUGCAGGAACUUCCUGCACCUAUCAUCCCUCCUUCUGUUUAUACAGACCUUCAGACAGCAGUGCAGCUAGAAUCGGAUGCUCCUUCAAUGAGGAGACGAGAGCAGUUGUUGCAUGCGCUGGAGAAUCCUGCCGUUCCACUACAGAACCUCCUGACACUGCAGUAUUUACUCAGACACCUGGAGAAGGUCUUCCAGUGUGCAGAGCAGAACGGUCUAGACAUUCACACGCUCGGCCAAACCUUUGGCCCUCUGCUGAUCAGGGGCCCUGUGAGCGGGUCAGAAGAAAAUGAGGAGUUCCCUGCGGUUGUCGUUGAGAGACUUCUUUUGGAGAGAAUUUGGUUACAAGAGCCAACUCCUCCAGCUCGCUCUCCUAAACCGCCCAAAGCCAUGGCCUCAUCUGUUACCAAUGGAAACAGCAGCUUAAUGAGUGAAGCUGAAUGGUACUGGGGAGAUAUUUCCAGAGAGGAGGUGAAUGACAAAAUGAGAGACACUCCUGAUGGUACCUUCUUGGUGCGGGAUGCCUCCAGCAAAGUUCAGGGAGAAUAUACCUUGACGCUCAGGAAAGGAGGAAAUAACAAACUGAUCAAGAUUUUUUACCGUGGAGGGAAGUACGGCUUCUCAGAACCUCUUACUUUUCACACUGUGGUGGAGCUCAUCAACCACUACCGGCAUGAGUCACUGACCCAGUACAACGCCAAGCUGGACACGCGUCUGCUCUUCCCCGUGUCUAAAUAUCAGCAGGAUCAGGUGGUUAAAGAGGACAGUAUCGAGGCGGUAGGUGAGCAGCUGAAGGUCUAUCACGAGCAGUUUCAGCAGAAGAGCCACGAGUAUGACGUACUGUACGAAGAAUAUACGCGCACAGCACAAGAGCUGCAGAUGAAACGGACAGCCAUAGAGGCCUUUAAUGAGACCAUCAAGAUCUUCGAGGAGCAGUGCGAUACCCAGGAGCGCCUCAGCAGAGAAAGCAUCGAGAAGUUUCGCAGAGAAGGCAACGACAAAGAGAUUGAGAGAAUACAGAACAACUCUGAAAAGCUGAAGUCCAGAGUGACAGAGAUUCAUGACAGUAAGAGAAAGUUGGAACAAGACUUGAAGCUGCAAGCCAUGGACAAUCGCGAGAUAGACAAGAGGAUGAACAGCCUGAAACCAGACCUCAUCCAGCUGAGGAAGCUUAGGGACCAGUACCUUGUAUGGUUAACCCAGAAAGGCACCAGACAAAGGAAGAUCAACGAAUGGUUGGGUAUAAAGAACGACUUCUACUCUCUGUUGGAUGAUGAUGACGAUCAAGCACAACACGAUGAGUGCACUUGGUACGUCGGGGACAUUAAGCGCACACACGCAGAGGAUCUCCUGAGAGGCAAACAAGACGGCACCUUCCUUAUCCGAGAGAGUCAGACCCAAAAGGGCUCCUUCGCCUGCUCUGUUGUCGUGGAUGGAGAGAUCAAGCAUUGUGUCAUUUACAAGACGGUCACAGGUUUUGGAUUUGCUGAGCCUUACAACCUUUAUGGUUCCUUGAAAGACUUGGUCCUGCACUACAAACACACCUCCCUGGUCCAGCACAACGACUCACUGAAUGUAACCCUGACCUACCCCGUCCUCGCACAGCAUCCUAGAUGAGCACCGGGACACGACGAGACACAUUUAAAGCAUGAUUAAGCACAUUAUACGGAGCAAACUAUACUAACACCAAACUUUUAUGUUUAUCCUAGAAAACAGAUAAGCACAAUAUGUUGUUUUUUGCAAGCCCGUAGUUUUCCGUAUUAGGACUAGUCAAUUACCGUAAAAUCAGAGCUUAAAUACUUUUAUUAGUCGUCCCGAAAAUAAAGAAAAGGUUUCGAAGACGUUGCAAGUACUGUAUUGGUCUGCAGAGUUCAAACUUACAGAUUCUGACUGUGUCUAAUGAUUCCAUGAAAGCUUGAACUUGCGCUCUGUCUUGGAUACAACUGUGGCUGUUUCUCGCCUAUUUUAGAUUAGGAUGCCAGACAGGGAUCUAGAUGAGGAAUUAAGUGAAAGUCGCAGCUGUUGAAAAUCAAUCUUUUAGCCAUUAAAUCACUGCUGUGGGUUAUCAUCCUAUGUGUAUUAUGUUUGGUAGUUUGCUUCUGCCAACCGUUCAAAUAGAUUUCUCUUUAUGUGAGUUGUCCUAGAGAAGAUGUGAAACAAACAGUUUUUUAUAUCGUAAGUGGUGGAGGGACACUUCAGCCCUCGUAGCUUCUAAUCUGCCUCUUUAAAGCUAGUUGUCAUGGUUAGUAAAUAGCCAUCAACAAUUUUAUACAUUUCUUUUAAAUGUCCUACCACAGAGCUGGAGAUUUUACUGGUUUCCGUGGGCUCGUAUUCUAGCAGAUGUUGGUGCUUCCUGGUGCUUUAUUUUUGUCUCUUGUAACGUGAGAAUGAACGCAUAGCUGUAGAGAAGCAUUGUGAUCCAGGACAGAGACAGUGAGCUGAAGACAAAAGUGAUCCCAAAGCAACGACAAGUUCAGUCUAAACUCCAUUUGCUUUAGAAAGUUUAAGGGCAAUGAGGUUAUCCAAUGCAGCGAGAAAAAAUGUGGAACAGAUUCAAAACGUUUUCACGUGCGAUUUUAGAGUUUCGUGGAAGUCAUGGUUACAGACCACAGUGUAAUUCUGCAAAAAUAUUUAUAGAAGAAAGUGUUUCAUACUGCAGUCAUGGCAUGGUUUGACUCGUAUUAAGCCAAGCGAUACACUGGUCAAAAUCAUAGAAGUUGGAUAAAAGAGAAAAAAAUCACUUUAAUGAGUGAAAUUUAAAUACUAAGAAUUGGUGAUUAAAUGUGACGUUUUUGGAAUUUGCACAGCCCGGAGUUGCCAGAAAACUGCAAUGUGAGGAAGUGCAUGAAAGAUGGUUUUCUUGUGAUUAGGACGAUAAAGAAUUCUUCAUUUACACAGAUUAGACCUUUCAAGUAGUCCCACAAGCAGAUGUUGAAAUAUUUCCCUACAAAUCAAGUUCGAUUGGCAUUAAAUGGAAUUCUUCCAUUGAGUUCUUUAAAAAAUUGUAACUACCUGUAAUUUUAAAUGAAUUCUGUUACAUGCAUGUACUUUAAAUGCUUUUUAAUGGCAUUUUCAUUGGCAGUACCGAGUUAAAGAAGAACAUUGCCAUUUUGACUGUGUGAUAGAUGUUAGGAGCCCUUAUUUGUAAUGUUAAACAUUAGCUUUAUAAAGAGGUUUGGUAUUAAACAACCAAUUAUGCACUUUUGAGGAUGUCAGUUCAUAACAUAAAAGCAUUUGAUAGUAAUUUUAUCCAUUAAGUCGUUUUACAAACUUAGCUAGCAACAAGGUUAAAAUACCGUACGCGUAAAACUGAUGCAGUGUAAUAUUUUGAAGGCAAGUAGAAAUAUAAACUUGUGAAAAUGACUUUGGAGCGAAUUUAGUGUAGCUUUUGACAUCUUUCAGUUCGAUUCAAUUUUGUUUAUAAGUUCGCCACAGUCAAAAAAUGGGGUUAAUCCUUUACAUGGUUCGUAAGUGUGUCUUUCGGUAUAAAUGUUCGGUUUGUUUCAUCGUGGUGAUAAGAUCAGAAGUUGUUUUGUUAAAAUAGUGUCGGAGUGGAGCGAGAAACAGCGACUUUCAGCACAGACACUGUUUGUGAUUUCUUGUAUGUUCAGAUUGACUUGUUCGAGAAAUGAGCCAGAGUGCUGGAUGUGUGUGUGAGCAGAGUAAAAUCCUUUAAAUGCACUAUACGAGCACAUCUUGUGGUGAUAUGAUGCAUUGUUGGUGACAAUAUAUGAAGCUUUACAAGCCUGUAUGAGCAACAAAAAAUAAUUUAGGUACAAGUUUUAGUUACAGGCCUAAAAUGAAUCAGUGGUAGUGUCAUAAUGUGUUAUGGUAGUGCUGAUACUGGUUCUGCUUUAUAUAUAUAUUUCUUUUUUUUAGAGAGAGAGAGGCUAUAAUUCUGUCAUUGUUUUAUGUUUCUCAUUGUGAGUAAUGACCUUAAGAAUUCAAAGAUAAGCUAGCUUGAAUAUCUUCCAUUCAGUACAGUUACAAAUGUUUACAGUAUCUAAUAACCAAAUAGAAGGUGUAUUUUCAGACGUGCUCUGUCUGUUCCUGCGGGAAUCUGUACAGACUGAGUUACUUGUCUUUUUUUGUGCCUCAGUUGUUUUAAACUUGAAGAUUUUUUGUUUCCUUCUUUGUUUACUUCGAACAGUGCUCCCUCACCUUGAAAUGUCAGAUAGAAAUAUAUUUUGAACAAGGAAGUUUAACACAAUCUGUUACAGUGUCUUUAAAAAAUGCAAAUGUUACCCAGAGCAGGUUUUCAUCACAUAUUUUCCCAACAGAUAUAUUUUUCUUUUGGCUAUGGUACAAGUACUGUAACAAAAGUACAGAAGGAAAUAUUAAUAAAAUUCUCUUGUAGAAAGCAAUUUUUCGAAAAAGUGCCAAGGUAAAUUUGGCAGCUUCUUUUUUUCUAUUUUCUAAAAACCAUGGAUGGACAAAUCCUAAAAAGCAUAAAGCAAAAUGUUUGAUAGAAGAGUAUUUUCACGUUGUUAUUAACCACAGUAUUUGUCAGUUAUUUUCCCAUCCAUUAAUAAUACACUUCCGAAAUUAUGUUAAAUAAUUAAAUUGUUCUAUAAAUUACUUUAAAAUAUGAAAUGUUUCCUUGAUGCUCCUUUUUUGGUGCACAGGUCACAAUCUCUAUCUAUAUGCAUUUAACAAAUGUUUUACAUUUUAUUCAUUCAGUGUCCUUUCUUCUGUGUUCUACUUUUAUUUCCCUGUUCAAACAAAUACCUAGUCCUGUUUCCCUGAAGUGCAUGACAUCUAUUGAAGCUAAUGCACACCAAAGUGCCAUUAGAUCUUUAAAAGAGGGGGAAGCACUGUUUGUUGAACUCUACUGUGCACAUUUUCAUGUACAUAAUCUGCUUCCCUCAUUUCUUUUCACCCCAAUCUGUUUUUGGGUGCAGAUUUAUUUCUGUGUACAGUUUGCAUCAGUGUUGUUUGUCUACCAAACAGGUACACAAGUAUAGAGACUUGGCUCUUUAAUAGGUAGAUGAAAUUAUUUUUAAGACAAUAAAAACAUAUUGAGUCUAUUGCACCUGCUUGUCUGUUGUCAUCAGUUUGACU
Triplophysa rosa is the source of this 6452-nucleotide messenger RNA. It is a transcript of the gene pik3r2, whose product is annotated as phosphoinositide-3-kinase, regulatory subunit 2 (beta). Gene Ontology annotation, cellular component: phosphatidylinositol 3-kinase complex. The coding region runs from base 855 to 3008 and encodes 717 amino acids. Gene Ontology annotation, molecular function: protein binding; 1-phosphatidylinositol-3-kinase regulator activity. Gene Ontology annotation, biological process: phosphatidylinositol phosphate biosynthetic process; insulin receptor signaling pathway. The record is from RefSeq and is a predicted model, not a curated record. Lineage: Eukaryota; Metazoa; Chordata; Actinopteri; Cypriniformes; Nemacheilidae. The transcript has 16 exons.